Messenger RNA from Betta splendens (Siamese fighting fish), 2458 nucleotides. It is a transcript of the gene klhl30, whose product is annotated as kelch-like family member 30. The transcript has 8 exons. The coding region runs from base 216 to 2024 and encodes 602 amino acids. NCBI's taxonomy places the organism in Eukaryota, Metazoa, Chordata, Actinopteri, Anabantiformes, Osphronemidae. The record is from RefSeq and is a predicted model, not a curated record. Gene Ontology annotation, molecular function: protein binding.
GCCUAAAAAUAACUGAGCACACGACAAGCAGUCGCGCUCAGUGACUUGGCAAAAGCCGUCCGCCAUGCUGCCCACCUCAUGUUGACCUAACCAGCUGCUUAGCUACAAACCGCGUUUUAACUGGAAGGAUGAGCCAUUAUUUCCAUUAUCGUCUGUGCUGAACUCUAAACCUCCCCUCCAAGAAGAACUAGUCUAGAUCUGAAAGCGAGUCGACCAUGGUGCGUAAUGUGGACGACCUGGACUUCUGUCUGUCCUCCCAUCCUCAGAGCAUCCUGGAGGGCUUGCGUUCACUACGCUCUCACCCCAAACUGGUGGACGUAACGCUGAGCGCGGGCGGCCGGGACUUCCCCUGCCACCGUGGCGUGCUGGCCCUGUGCAGCACCUACUUCCGCUGCAUGUUCACAGGGGACUUCGUGGAGAGCAUAGCCGCUCGCGUGGAGCUCUGCGACGUCGAUCCCGACAUCCUCAGCUGCCUGCUGGACUUUGCCUACUCGGGCAAGCUUACCAUCAACCAGAGCAACGUGGAGGGGUUAAUUUGCACCUCCAGUCAGCUGCAGUUCCACACAGUGAGAGCCGUCUGCAGCCGUUACCUCCAGCACCAGAUUGAUGCAACCAAUUGUUUAGGGAUCCUGGAGUUUGGGGAGAUUCACGGCUGUCCUGAGGUGGUGGCCAAAGCGUGGGCCUUCCUCUUGGAGAACUUUGAGGCUCUGCAGCAAGGUGAGGAAUUUCUACUGUUGGGGAAAGACAGGCUCGUUUCCUGCCUUUCCAAUGAAGGACUACAAAUCCGCUCAGAGUGCACCCGCGUGGAGGCCAUCCUGAAAUGGGUGAGGCACCACAAAGAGACCCGACUUUGCCACCUUCCCGAGCUCCUCGGCUUGUGUCGUCUGGCUCUGCUCAGUCUGGAGUACCUGGCAGAUAUCCUGCUGAAGGACAGCCUGGUGCAGGAGUCUCCAAGCUGCAUAGAAGUUGUAGAAAAGAUUUACAGAGAGAAAAUAGAUUUGGAACCGCAGCGUCCAGACAGACUCUACUCUCAAAGUCCACAAUCGAACCUGCAGGAGGUUCUGUUUGUGAUGGGAGGUCGGUCGCUGGAUGACUCGGAUGAUGACGACUCCGAUGAAGAUGAGGACAGAGACCCGAGGCUGCAAAGACAGCCGCCCAACAACUGCGCCUUCUAUAACACAAAGACUAAACAGUGGCAUGAGCUCCCUAAUUUCCCUAACCCUAACAAGUGGGGUUACUCAAUGGUCUCCUUGAACAAUGAUGUGUAUGUGACAGGUGGGUCAGGGGGUUCGCGAGGAUCAAAUACCAACACCUGGUCGACCACAGAGACCUGGAGGUACAUCACAAAAGAGGGACGGUGGGAAACGGUGGCUGCGAUGCUCCGGCCUCGGACUAACCACACAUCAGCAACCCUUAAUGGCGAGAUCUACGUCAUCGGAGGCACAACAUCAGACCGAGUUGAGGUUGAGCAUUAUGACCCUUACAGCAACACCUGGGCCUUGUCCUGUCCUGCUUUAAAAUAUGUGACUAACUUCACUGCCACAGCGUGUCAUGGGAAGCUCUAUGUGAUUGGCUCGUGUGCUGUCAAGUACAAUGCGUUGACCAUGCAGUGCUACAACCCUGUCAUAGACAGCUGGAUCAGCAUAGGUUCACCCUUUAUCCCCAAAUAUUUGUCUUCUCCUUGUUCUGUCUGUGUGGAUGGAAUUAUUUAUUUGGUUGCUGACAACACCAAGAAAGUCUACUCUUACGAUCCAGAGGCGAACAUGUGGCAGAAGAUCCAGCUUCUUCACAUGCUACAUGAAAAUGGUGGUCUGGUAACGCUAGAUGGGAAGCUGUUUGUUACUGGAGGUCACUGGAAAGGUCUGGAGGGGGACUAUGGAGUGGAGGUGGAACUUUACAACCGAGCAUCCAACACCUGGGAGGUGGAGUGCUACCUGCCCAGACUUUGGUUCUACAGCGGGGUCUGCACCAUCUUCUUAGACCCAUCACAGUGGCCUGAGCUUUUCCCCACAGGUUCAACAUAAUGGCGACACUAAUGAACCAAAAUGUUGCAGUUAAUUAGUUCAGGUUGGCCCCCCUCUCACUGACUAUCUAGAUGCACUGUCACACACAGUGGUAAUGUAGUCACCUUAAAAAUUGAGAAUGAAGUUUCCUUGAGUGGCUCUAAACAAAUAGAGAGUGAUCAAUAGAUGUCAAACAGCAUCACAGCAUGUACAGUGAAUUGUAUAGGGAACAGUGUAAAGUGACAUGUAGGAUACAGAGAUGUGACAAUGCAAAUGGAAUGUUUAUCCCAGGAUUUCAUUGUGCCCUAAAAUAAUACUGUAUGUUACGUGAUCCUGAGGUAUUCUCGUUUGCUUUUACGGCCUGCUUGGCUGCUCAUAAGGAGUUUAUUUAUACUUGCAUCAUGUGUCUGAGAUAUGUGUGUUGUUUGUGAGUCAAUAAAUGUUUGAUGCAAUAA